Olea europaea var. sylvestris is the source of this 2317-nucleotide messenger RNA. Its product is annotated as glucan endo-1,3-beta-glucosidase 8-like. Gene Ontology annotation, molecular function: hydrolase activity, hydrolyzing O-glycosyl compounds. The record is from RefSeq and is a predicted model, not a curated record. Gene Ontology annotation, biological process: carbohydrate metabolic process. Bases 732 to 2171 code for a protein of 479 amino acids. Lineage: Eukaryota; Viridiplantae; Streptophyta; Magnoliopsida; Lamiales; Oleaceae. Gene Ontology annotation, cellular component: plasma membrane. The transcript is spliced from 2 exons.
AUACUUCGGUAAAGUAAAGUUUAAAUUCAAAAACAUAAAAAUACUAGCCAACUCGGCUUGUCCCAUCAAUGAGCCGAGUCACUUUCGAUAGAAGUGAGCCAACUCGCAUUGUGGGUUGAGUUGUACCGAAGGUGAGCAAACCGAAUGGCUCAGCUCGACCAUUUAACAUCCCUUCAUCCUUCUCAUCUUAACUCCAAAUUAAGCAUGCAUGUAUAAAAAUAAGAAAAUACUAUUUUUUAACCAUAGGAAUCUCAUGGCAUAAAAAUUAAGAUGAGUUACUAUGUUUCAGAGUCAGAAAUAGAGUUUUAUUUUAUUUUCCAAUGCAGUUCAAUAGAAUCACUCUAUAUCUUGCUAAAUUGAUUCAUAGUUCCAGAAUUUCUCACUAUUCUAUUGGUGAUAUCCUAUCAUAAAAAUCAAUUUAGGUCCAAUUAUAGGACUUUUCCUAUAUUUUAAUUUUUUAUGUAAAAUAAUAGUGAAAAAAAUUAAUUAUUUUCCAAAAAAAAUUCUCUCUACAUUUGAAAUCUCCAUUUGAACUAUUUAUGAACCAAUAAAAAAUGCUGUGAUAACCCUUUUCCCUCGCUCCUUGUUUUCAUCUAACCAAUCCCCUAAACCAAUGGAUUCCAUGGAUUCCCAAUUCUCCACCUCCAGAAUUUGCAUUCCAUUCCCAUAAACUUUCUAUUCUAUUCGAACCUCAUUUGACUCAGGAUCAAUCCCCCUUCCCAGUUGAAGCCAUGGACAUUAUCAGGGUCCUGAUGACAUGGACCUUUCUUGCAUUCUUAGUUUCACCAAACCUCGUACAGGGUAUAGGUGUGAAUUGGGGAAACCAGGCUUCACAAAAUAUGCAACCCAGCACGAUAGUUCAAAUUCUUAAGGACAACAAAAUCGAUCAGAUAAAACUGUUUGACUCAGAUCACUGGACUGUCAAAUUCUUUGCAGGAACCGGGAUUGAGGUCAUGCUUGGCAUUCCAAACAAUUACUUGGCCGAACUUGCCAAUGAUUAUGAUAAGGCCAAAGACUGGGUCCAAGAAAAUGUUACCAAGCAUUUAUAUGAUGAUGGAGUCAAGAUCAAGUAUAUUGCUGUUGGAAACGAGCCAUUCUUGAAGGCUUACAAUGGUUCAAAUUUGAAGACAACUUUCCCAGCAUUAAAGAACGUUCAGAAAGCUCUUAAUGAAGCCGGCAUUGGGGACAAAAUCAAAGUAACCACACCCCAAAAUGCAGAUGUAUAUGAAUCGGGAUCCAAUGCUCCAUCUGCUGGCAAUUUCCGUUCAGAUUUAAAAGAAAAUAUGAUCCAAAUUCUGAAGUUUUUCAAAGAAAAUAACUCACCUUUUCUUGUCAACAUAUACCCUUUUCUGAGUUUGUAUCAAAAUCCUGGUUUCCCUAUGGAUUUCGCCUUCUUUGAUGGUGGUGCUAAACCAGUUCAGGACAAGGGAAUUUCAUACACGAAUAUGUUUGAUGCAAAUUUAGAUACCCUUGUUUGGUCAUUGAGAAAAAAUGGUAUCCAAAAAAUGAAAAUCAUCGUUGGGGAGAUUGGUUGGCCAACUGAUGGACACAUCAAAGCCAAUGUCAAACUGGCUAAAAAAUUCUAUGAUGGAUUCUUCAAGAAAAUGGCAACAAAAAAAGGAACCCCUCUUUAUCCCGGAGAUAUAGAGUAUUAUCUGUUUAGUCUCACAGAUGAGAACAAAAAGAGCAUUGCUCCAGGAGAUUUUGAGCGCCACUGGGGCAUAUUCAGGUAUGAUGGACAGCCAAAGUUUCCGGUGGAUUUCACUGGCAAAGGGAACGACAAAAUGCCGGUAGGCGCAAAGGGCAUUAAGUACUUGGAAAAAAAGUGGUGCGCGUACAACAGUGACUUGAAGAACAUUAGUCUUGUUCCCGACAACCUUGGUUAUGCGUGUGCAAUGGGAGAUUGCACAGCAUUGAACUAUGGUUCUUCUUGCAAUAAAUUGGGCAGUGUACAGGCCAACAUUUCCUAUGCUUUCAAUAUGUACUUCCAGAUGCAGAAUCAGGAUGUGGAAGCUUGUAGUUUCCAGGGUUUGGCAAAAAUUGUUAAGACUAAUGCUUCCACAUCGGAAUGUCUCUUUCCAAUCGCAUUAGAGAGUGCUGGUACAAGGCUGUGGAUGCAGACAGGAAUAAGCAUUCUUGCUGGAUUGUUGGUUUCACUUGCAUUAUUUUAAGAGUCAGAAAUGGAAGUAUAUAUAUAAGCUGUUAGGAUAUUAAUCACCAUUGCCUAUGUGGUAUCAUUAGAUCUCUUAACGGUUUCUUAUAAAUUGCACUUCUUGUUACAUUAAUGCAGUGUGCAAUAUGAAGCUAUUUUCAUCAA